UCCGGUUUGUUCAGUCUCGCGCGAGGUUUGAAGACGCGACACUCGCGCAGUCUGUUUAUAAAGUUAUUUUCCUCGCCAGUUCUUGUAAACAAACUUUAACUUCCGCGUUACUGUGUUUUUACCUCGUGUUCGCCCUCUCUGAACUGUUUAUUUCCGUUAGCUUAGCUUAGCUUCAGUAAUGAACACACCGAGCUGACGCAGCUGUUUCCGCUUCCCUCGGCACGCGCGCUGCGUGAUUUACACCAGUUCCGCUGCGGAGAGGUUUUUAUUACAUUAUUUAUUACAUUAAACUGUCGGACUGAAGCGGUGUUCAGAGGGACUGGGAGCUGACAGUCGGUGAUUUAGCUAGCGAGCUAAGCGGCUAAUGGAUCCAAACAUUGAGGUGAUAGUGCUGAGUGAUGAUGAUGAUGAAGAUGCGGAUGGUGACCACACGGGGGCGCUCGACAACUCCUCCGUUUUAAUCGUGGAAGAAAACGACGAGAGGAAAGAUGUCCCUGUAGCGAAUGAGAUCCUGGAUGAGGACGUGACCAUCACUUUCUCUCGGAAGGCCAGCGUUCUGCCUCACGCCAGGUUCGACUGCAGCGCCCCCUUCAGCUUUACAGACUCGAACACCUCGGCGCCAGAGAGCAACAACGCAGCGUACUGUGAGCAGUGCUACUGUUACAUCUGUGACCAUCUGGCCUCGCAGUGCAUGUUCUGGAACGUUCCUGGGUUCUGUCACUGUAACGCUCACAAACGCAGCAUUUUCUGGAAAUCCUUCCGUGACAAGAGGAUCAUGGGAUACCUGCACGAGCUGAGGUUCACCUUUAACCCCGCGGACAUGGACUCGGACCUCCGGCGAGCCGAAACGUCCCUGCAGGAGUUUGCACGUAGCUUGGCGCUGAAGUGCGGCGCGUUCCUGGCGAAGGCGGGCGACCCGACCCGGAUCGUCUGCGCGUGCCUGUGUCACGGCAACGCGGCGGCCAGUGAGAGUGUGAUGGGCUGUUCCAAGUGUUACGUGGAGCAUCAGAAACACUUUCUGUACGAGUACACUCCUGUGAUGAAGCACGUGCGCACGUUUCUCAACGACGCCAUGAAGGAGACGCCAAAGAGCGCCGCCGUCAUGCUGCUGGGCGCGGUCAGGCUUUUCAUCACACACUUUGAGCCUGGAACUGCACACGCUCCUGCGAUUUCACACGUGGCACUGGAACUGUUUUGGAGAGCGAUGUCGGCGGUGCAGAUUCUGUUAGUCGACGCAGACUUUCCCGCCUCCUUCGUCAAGCACCUGCAGGACUUUUUCGGGAUUCUUCCCCUUCCUCCUGACUUCAGGAAGUUCAGAAACUGCCUGAACGUGCUUCCCUGGGACGAUCAUCUACUCUCGGCGGUCCUGAAGGGUCAGAACAUCACUGGGGUCAGGCAGGUCAAAGGUCGGCGUUCAGAGACACUGCAUGAAGCGAUGGUGGUGGUCAGAACCCGGGUUGUCAAACUUCAGCAGCAGAGCAGGUUUCGUGAACUGGCUCGAUACCUUAAAGUGGUGAAAAGUGACCGCUCUGAAAAGCUGCAGAUAAUGAUGGACUGGAUUCCAUUGUAUUUGUGCAAGGUUGGCGAUUAUACCGGCGCAACCAACGCUUUGCUCAACCCCACGUACGGAUCCUCGUGCCCCGCCUCUAAACUCAGUCCCACCCAGUUCUGUGCCUAUCUUAGAAUAUUCAUAUCUGGCCAGGCCCCCCAAGGGUUACCGUCGCCACCGCAGGUCGAGUUCAGUACUUAUUCUCAAACCCUUACUACGCUCCAGUCAGACCCUCUUAUGAGUAACACAUGGACUCCUGUUGAAGGAGGAUCGAACUUGCCGAAGAGGAUCGAGGUGCUGAAGUUUGCUCUCCGAGUCCUGAACUGUAAUAACGCAGUAUUUGCACAUGCCGAAAGCUGGAUUAAAUUGCUAAAAUUCGCCAACUUGUCGUCCUCAUCCGCUCCAUCCGGCUCGUGUUUCCCAGAACCCGACUACAACUUCCUGAUCAGGACCAGGGACAUGGCAACGGGAAUCCUCACCGAGCUCAAUCGCACCUCGCGCAUCCAGAUACCGAAGAGCUUUCAGAAUGGAUAUCCGGACCAGGCGUUACUGCUCUUGGCCACUCAGGCGUUCGCGUGGCGUCUUCUGCACUCACGACUCAAACCCACCCUCGCGGUCAUCCUGACCUUCAAAUUAAACCCCUGGGUGAUGCGCUGGCUGUUCAGCAGUCUCAUGGUGCAGCCACAAACACUUCAGGAUUUACUCCGUGUGAUCCUGGACGAGCUCGUGGACAGACAGUGUAAAUCCAUCUUAGGAGUUCAGGACCCGGCUGAGCAUUUCUUCAUCGCUAGUUUCCUGUGUUUGUUCUUCCUGGAGCCCAGCGUGUGUCUCGGUCCCAACACGUCGUACAUCACACAGCUGCUGUCUCAGUGGAACGAGUUCGAGCACCCAUGGCAGUAUCACCUCAGACGAAUGCUGGAAGUCCGCGAGUCGAGCCUGAGUGCGGAGAAACAGCAAAUUCUCCUGCAGAUGAGUCAGUGGGUUCUGCUACAAUAACAUCUGUCUGUCUGUGUGUCUGUCUGUCUGUGUGUGUGUCUGUCUGUCUGUCUGUCUGUCUGUGUGAGUUAUGAAAGACGUCUCACCAAUUGUGUGUGAUGUGACGUCACUCAGAAAUGAAUCAGGCAUAAAAAAAGAAACCCUGCGUCAGUUUAGUUUUGCAUCUCAAAAGACAAAAAUAAAUGAGCAUUUAAAAGCC
This is a messenger RNA of Clarias gariepinus (North African catfish), 2744 nucleotides long. RefSeq lists its product as uncharacterized. Bases 365 to 2545 code for a protein of 726 amino acids. The transcript has 20 exons. The record is from RefSeq and is a predicted model, not a curated record. NCBI's taxonomy places the organism in Eukaryota, Metazoa, Chordata, Actinopteri, Siluriformes, Clariidae.